Molecule: messenger RNA, 1070 nt
Organism: Exaiptasia diaphana
Lineage: Eukaryota; Metazoa; Cnidaria; Anthozoa; Actiniaria; Aiptasiidae
Exons: 1
Coding region: 6-995 (329 amino acids)
Biological process (GO): G protein-coupled receptor signaling pathway
Cellular component (GO): membrane
Molecular function (GO): G protein-coupled receptor activity
Source: RefSeq, a predicted model, not a curated record
GCGACAUGUUUUACGUUUCUGGUUUAUGCAUUGCUGUUUUAUCCUUCAUCACGACAACUGCCAAUGGCCUUCUCCUGCUAGCACUAUGGAAAGACCCGCACAGAAAGUUCAGACUGAUUCCGUCAACUAUUUUCGUAUUUGGAUUAACAKUUGCGGACUUUUUGACGGGAGUUCUUGUUGGUCCGUUCAUCRCAUAUAUCAGAUUUGCUAUGAGCAUUGCGCCUUAUUCGCAGUAUUCGUCACGUACCGACUCUUUUCACAUAAUUGCUAAAUUUGUCGAGACWAUGUCUUUGAUUACUAUGAACGCUUCAUAUCUGGUUUUACUCUGUUUAACAUGGAAUCAGUUUAUUGCUACGCGCUUUCCUCAUAAACAUAGACAUUUAGUUACAGCAAGAAGAGUUACCAUAAGCGURCUGUCUGCAUGGAURUACUCAAUUUUCUUCGCGUUGCUGCCUGUUYUUGGAGUUAAAAAAGAGAUWAUAUAUCGUAUUGACUUUUAUGCCCACAACUGUGCCUUUAUUUUGCUUUUAGUUAUCGCUUAUACAUGCUUAUUAGUAGCUUUUAGGAGACAAGCUUCACGAAUCAGGGCUGUGACCAAUGAGGGCCUUGGAGGCUCAUUCCAUAGGACCACAGGACAAAGAAGACGGUCGCAGAAACAAUUYACAGUCAUAGCAUUGGUGCUGGUCAUAUUUAUCRUUGUAUGCACGCUGCCUUCAACAAUUUUAUACUCAAUUUAUAACUACAYAGACCUGUCCAAAAUGGACAGAGAUAGUCUACUAAUUGCAAGAGAAGUAAGUAGUGUGAUACUCCUCUUGAAGUUCGCUCUUGACCCGUUUUUAUAUUGCUGGAGGCUGGGAGCGUAUAGGAAGGCCCUGAAGAGCAUYAUUACUUGUGGGAAUUUUCGUUACGARGUAGAAGAGAUAUCAGCUUCUAUAAGGUCAACGAGAAGGGUUUCUGGAAGGCCUUGCCAGUCAAUAGCACAAAGUCCCGCCUGAUCUCCUUACGAACUCCCAAAAAACCUUAGCAGCAAUAUCAACAAUGCAUGUGCUAAAAAUAUUCCUCUCGGCGUC